GCGGGGCAUGAAGUUGGGUGCGCGCGGGCCUUGGAGCCGGGGCGCGGCGGAACCCGGAGCCGCCCGCGUCUAGCGCCGGAUCGGUGCGCCAUGGAGCUCGGGGGCCCCAGGGCGCCGCUGCCGCUGCUGCUGCUCCUGCUGCUGGAGACCGGCCUCCUGCCUGUGAGCAGGCCUGCAGAGACCCGGGCCCAUGCGGAGGAGCGGCUCCUGAAGGCACUCUUCUCUGGCUACAACAAGUGGUCCCGCCCGGUGGCCAACAUCUCAGAUGUGGUCCUGGUCCGCUUUGGCCUAUCCAUUGCCCAGCUCAUUGACGUGGAUGAGAAGAACCAGAUGAUGACCACGAACGUGUGGGUGAAGCAGGAGUGGCAUGACUACAAGCUGCGCUGGGACCCCAGGGACUACGAGAACGUCACCUCCAUCCGCAUCCCCUCCGAGCUCAUCUGGAGGCCGGACAUUGUCCUGUACAACAAUGCGGAUGGGGACUUUGCGGUCACCCACCUUACCAAGGCCCACCUGUUCCACGACGGACGGGUGCAGUGGACACCCCCCGCCAUCUACAAGAGCUCCUGCAGCAUCGACGUCACCUUCUUCCCCUUCGACCAGCAGAACUGCACCAUGAAGUUCGGGUCCUGGACCUACGACAAGGCCAAGAUCGACCUGGUGAGCAUGCACAGCCGCGUGGACCAGCUGGACUUCUGGGAGAGCGGGGAGUGGGUCAUCGUGGACGCCGUGGGCACCUACAACACCAGGAAGUACGAGUGCUGCGCCGAGGUGUACCCCGACAUCACCUACGCCUUCGUCAUCCGCCGCCUGCCGCUCUUCUACACCAUCAACCUCAUCAUCCCCUGCCUGCUCAUCUCCUGCCUCACCGUGCUGGUCUUCUACCUGCCCUCCGACUGCGGCGAGAAGGUCACGCUGUGCAUCUCCGUGCUGCUCUCGCUGACCGUCUUCCUGCUGCUCAUCACCGAGAUCAUCCCGUCCACCUCGCUGGUCAUCCCGCUCAUCGGCGAGUACCUGCUCUUCACCAUGAUCUUCGUCACCCUCUCCAUCGUCAUCACCGUCUUCGUGCUCAACGUGCACCACCGCUCACCACGCACACACAGCAUGCCUGCCUGGGUGCGCAGGGUCUUCCUGGAUACUGUGCCCCGCCUUCUCUUCAUGAAGCGGCCAUCUGUGGUCAAGGAUAACUGCCGGCGGCUCAUUGAGUCCAUGCACAAGAUAGCCAAUGCCCCGCGAUUCUGGCCAGAGCCCSAAGGGGAGCCCAGCAUCCUAAGUGGUGUGCACAGCCAGGGACCAUCACCUGCCCUGUCCUUCUGUGUCCCCCUGGACACACCCGAACCCCAGCCUGCCUGCAAGUCACCCUCCAGCCAGGUUCCUGCUCCACAGCCCUUGGAGACCGAGAAGGCCAGCCCACGCCCCUCGCCAGGUCCCUGUCGCCCACUCAACAGCCCUGGGGCCCCAAGUCUCACCAAAGCCAGGUCCUUGAGUGUCCAGCACAUGUCCAGCCCCCACGAAGCAGAAGAGGGUGGCAUCCGGUGCCGGUCUCGGAGCAUCCAAUACUGUGUUCCCCGAGAUGGUGUGGCCUCCCAGGCUGAUGGCCAGAUGGCUGGCUCCCUGUCCUCCUUGAAGGCCCACUCAGCCGAGCUCCCACCUCCAGACCAGCUCUCUCCAUGCAAAUGCACAUGCAAGAAGGAUCCCUCCGUGGUGUCCCCAGUCACUGUGCUCAAGGCCCGCAGCACUGCAGUGCCACCCCAGCACCUGCCCCUGUCACCAGCUCUGACUCGGGCAGUGGAGGGCGUCCAGUACAUUGCUGACCACCUGAAGGCAGAAGACACAGAUUUCUCGGUGAGGGAGGACUGGAAGUACGUGGCCAUGGUCAUCGAUCGCAUCUUCCUUUGGAUGUUCAUCAUCGUCUGCCUGCUGGGCACCGUGGGCCUCUUCCUGCCACCCUGGCUGGCCGGCAUGAUCUAGGGACAGAGCCAGCAAGGC
This is a messenger RNA of Urocitellus parryii (Arctic ground squirrel), 1989 nucleotides long. RefSeq names its product cholinergic receptor nicotinic alpha 4 subunit (gene Chrna4). Gene Ontology annotation, molecular function: transmembrane signaling receptor activity; acetylcholine-gated monoatomic cation-selective channel activity. The record is from RefSeq and is a predicted model, not a curated record. Gene Ontology annotation, biological process: monoatomic ion transmembrane transport. Gene Ontology annotation, cellular component: postsynaptic membrane. Lineage: Eukaryota; Metazoa; Chordata; Mammalia; Rodentia; Sciuridae.